GUAAAUUAUACUUCAGUUCUUUUUACAAAAUGUUGAUUGCGGAUAUGAAGUCGGUUUCAUAGAAAUGUUACGAAAAUAGUUGACGCUAGAUGCUUUACUGGCUCUUAAUCUUUAUUUUCAACGUUUUCAAAAGUGAAGUAGCUGCGAUAAAUCCUUGGUUUGGUUGUCCGCAAGAUGAUAUUUGGGAUACAAAUUGCCCCGAUGGAUGGUUUAAUUUUGAAGCUAACUGUUACUCGUUUUUUGUACAAGAUCCAUUAAAUUAUCUGGCAGCAAGAAAAAAUUGCGAGGAACAUGGUGGCUUAUUGCUCCGUAUCGACACAUUAAAAGAACAUCAGUUUGUAGCUGACAGGUUAAACGAUAUUGCCGUUAAUCGAUCUUUACGCUGGUACACAGCUGGCGUGAUGCGCCCUGACUCCUUUGGCGAAUUUAUGUGGGAGGGUCAUCCACUGAACUACCAGAGUGUUAGGUCGGAAUUACUACAUCUGUGGCUUGACACUAUACCAAAACCUGCCGAACGUCCAACAUUCCCAAGAGAUCGUACACGUCUUGUUUAUGGUACCGACAGAAAUCGCUGGGGAUGGUAUCUGGAUACGCCGAAUGCACAUAGGGGACAUAUUUGCCGCGCUCCCGUUGCAAAUGCCAACCAACUUCUGCCUAUCUCGAAAUCUCUUGCAUACGGAAGCGAUUUUCCGAACAGAAUGGCUCGAGGUCCUUGUUUCAUUGUUCACCCUAAAGAUGUAUUAUACGUUCAUCAUAUGAGUACUGAAAAGUAUGCGGAGUUGCGUUGUGAAGCAAAUGGUAACCCCCAACCGACCUAUAAAUGGUAUUAUGUUAGCACUGAAAUGAGGACGAACAGUACCGGUGAUACCGUCACAAUUUUGCAUCGAACACUUAUUGACGCAGCAUCUGAACCUUCUGGUCGCAUUUCUGUUAGUGCUGGAUCGUUAGUUAUUCACAAUCCCGACACUUCAACCGACUCACAAAUGUUUCAGUGCGAAGCUAAGAAUAUAUAUGGAUCUAUUCUCAGCCGAACUGCAAGGAUUAUAUUUGGACAGCUUGAAACAGCACCUAAACAGCCGCGAAAUGAGAGGAUAGUAAUGUCACAUCAAAGUGAGACUUUGCCAUGUGAACCUCCUGCCCAUUCGCCUCCAGACAGUUUACUUUAUACCGUGUAUAUGAACAAGAAUGGUGAACUGGAACCAGUUUUACCAGAAUAUCGUAGAAAUUUAUUUAUUUCUCAGGCAAAAGGCCUCAUUGGCUUUUCUGAGGUUACAGUGGUGGACAGUGGGGUCUACGUUUGUAUGAUAACAAUGCAGUUUGACGGCCAUCGUAUGUAUGAUUCACCGAAACUUCCAGAUAUGCCUUUCACUGUGCGCUAUAGUAAUGAGCCGAGACAAGAUCCAAGGAUAUAUGAUGAUUUUCCGGCUGUUUGGCCAACAAAUCCUCAACGUGGUCAACUUGUUCGCCUGGAGUGCUUUGCUGCUGGUUACAGUCAACUAGACGGUCUUAAAUACUCAUGGCGUAGAUUGGAUGGUGCGCCUCUUCGAACCGAUAGUUUAAAAGAUUAUGAUCGUGUAAUUGAACUACCAAAUGUACAACCUGAAGACCAAGGCGAAUAUGAAUGUAAUGUUGAAGAUUCACUUGGAAAGAUGGCUAGACCUAAAACUUUAAAUCUGAAAAUCACAGCUAAACCAUAUUUUACGACACCUUUACAAAAUACUGUUGUUGAUAUAAAUUCUGAUGUGUUUUUAACAUGUGAAGCAUCUGGUAUUCCAAAUCCUACACAUGAAUGGUAUAGAAAUGAUAUAACAGUCAGUCAAUUAAUUGCUACUGGUAAACUCAAUCCAAAUCAAUAUAGUAUAAUACAUGAUGGUCCAACACGUUCAACUUUACGCAUUCAAAAAGUUAAACUUUCAGAUUCUGGUAUGUUUACUUGUUUAGCAUGGAAUAGUUUGGGUAGUGAAGCUUCAUCUGCUGAAGUGCGUGUAUUAGAAUUAGCACCGACAUUUCGUAAACAUCCUGUUAUGCCUAAUGAAGGUAUGGUUGGAAGCACUGCAGUUAUGGAAUGUCAACCUGAAGGAGCUCCUGCAAUGACUGUAGAAUGGCUUCAUGAUGGAACUGUCCUAACUACUAGUGAUAGUUGGUUAGAUCCGGAAACGGGAACUGCAAAUUGUGCAAGUAAAUACUGCAAACUUCCUAGUAAAAAUCUAUUAAUUGUUGAUCUUGUGGAGUCAGAUGCUGGACAAUACACUUGUAUCGCAAAAAAUACUUUAGGUCAAGCAGAAUCAAGUGCCUUAUUAACAAUUAUUCCACAAUUAAAAAUGAGCUUAACACCGAUUUCACGUGUUGUCUAUCGAAAUUCCACUGUACUUCUCCCUUGUCGUGUUCAAAGUUCAUCAUAUUUAGAUGUGAAUUAUGCUUGGUAUUUUGAGGGUGUAAAUCUUAAAUUUGACCGAUUAGAUUUAGAUGCUAGACGAUAUGAACUUGCUCAACUUUAUAGACCGUAUGGAAAUUAUUUUGGAACAUUAAAAAUAGUUAAUGUUCAAUUUGAAAAUUCUGGAAAUUAUACAUGUUCAGCAGAAACUCCAUUGAAUUCACAAUCAUCUAGUGGUGUUGUUCGAAUAGCAGGACCUCCUGGACCAUGUGGCGGUGUUGUAGUUGACCCUCAUGUUGGAGUGGAUCGAGUAAACGUUAGUUGGGCUGUUGGUACAUCACAUUUAUUUCAAAUAUUAUAUUUUCAAAUUGAAGCUAAUGCGAUGUAUGAUCCACCUAAUCAAUGGACGAUUAUGGCUUCUAAUGUUAGUAUAUCUAGUACAAAACUGCUUAAGCCAUCAGAUCGUCGAAUGACUGUCAUUAGUAAUUUAGCUGCUAAUAUGGCUUAUAGAAUACGUGUACGUGCAGGGAAUGCUUUAGGUUUAGGUGAACCUAGUCCACCAAGUUUAUCUUUUACUACUUUACCAACUAAACCUACUUUAGUACCACAAAAUGUAACCGGUGGUGGAGGUAAACAUGGAACAUUAGUAUUUAAAUGGAUACCAUUAAAACGUGUCAAUGAAAAUGGACCAAAUUUUCAUUAUAGAGCUCAUAUUAAAGCUAAAGAAAAUGCAGAAUAUUCUAUUCAUGAUUUAUGGACAGCUAAAAUGUCAGAUGAUGGAAAAUUUAUGCAGUACACAUUGACACUUGGCGAUAAUCUAUUUUACAAACCAUAUGAUGUAAUGGUACAAGCAGUUAAUAGUGAGGGUGUUGGCCCUUUAAGUGAACCAGUAACAGUUAUGUCUGCUACACGUGUACCAACAAAUGCACCCAGUGGUGUAACUGCUGGAGCAUUCAAUUGUUCCUCUAUUCGUGUUUGGUGGUAUCCACCUCUUCCAUCAGAAGGUGAAGGUCCUACUUGGGGCUAUCGAAUUUUGUACUGGCCACGUAUAUCUGAUUGUCGUUCACUUGAAUCAGAUCGUGCUAGACAUCAACUUGGUCAACGUCAAACAGUUCAUGGUGAUGUAACAGAAGGUUUAAUUAUUGGAUUAGAUGCUGAUACUUAUUACUGUAUUGCUGUUCAAGUAAUCUGUUUUAAUAUUUUUUGGUUAAUUUGAUUAAAUUGUACUAUUUAGUCUUUUGUAUCGUUCUUUAAAUGAGAUAUAAUGUUUUAGCUUAUGGAAAAAGUGGUAUUUUCAAGUUCUGAAUUGAAAUAAGUUAAUUUUAAUUAAUUAGAAGUAUGCAAUUUAUCACUGUUUAAUGAUGAAUUUCAAUCUAUUAUUCACUAUACUCUUAUCGAUUAGAUUAUGUACACGGUAAUAAAGACUAUACAAAAACCCACUGAUAAUACUAGAUAUUUAUUUCUUUUCAUGUUCUUAAGAAAAAUUGAACUUAUAGUUAUGAAUCAAGCGAUUAUUCCAUAUAUGUUGUGGAAUUCGUAAGUUUACAAAACAGCCUUUAAAUUCAACUGAAGGUUUAUACUAAUAGUUGGUGAAUUUCACCUUAAUCUUUAUGUACAAACUCAUGUCCUAAGCAUUUAACAAGUUUAUUAUGCUAGUAAUGGGUUGUUGAGAUUACUGAAUUUCACUGAAAUCAGACAAUAGAUCCUCGAUCCGGUCCCAGAGUUCAUGUUUGUGGAUACGCACUACCAAGGAGCAACAUAAUAUGGCGAAAUGACUGUCCAUUGCUUUCAGAUUUUUAAUGCUGAUCUAAUUCAGAUCGGUUUAUAAUUUCAAUGAGAUUUAUUAUGUUAAGUCUAGAGUCAUUAUUUCUUUAUCUCAAAGUAAUUUAUAUGUAUUUAGGUUAGAAUAUGAAAUUGUUGAUUAACCCGAUUGAAUGAAUCGGUUUAAUUUAUAAAUUCAUUGCUGUCAAUACCCCACAAGAUGAAUUAUAUUAUUCACAUUACCAUGGUGUAUUAUCGCUACUUUACAUAUUAUCUGGUUAAAUUAGUGUACAUCAGUUUCCUUACUUCCAUGUGUACUGGAAUCAUGAAAGAAUACAUUGGGUAUAUAUGUUAUUUUUGUAUUAAAUCAAAUUUCUAGUUGAUUUUUAAGUUAUAGGUCUUGUAUCACUAAUGCAUAAAUGCUAUAUAACUUGAAAGAGCUUAGAAUAACUAAAAAAUAUAGUUGUAUGUUAUAUUCGGAGAUCGAAUGGUUAAUUAACGCUAGCUCAACCAUAAAUUAAACUAUUUAUUCGUAUAUAAUUUUCAUUACAAAUGAAAAUAAAGUCAAAUAAGGAGCAUCGAACAUCUAAAUUACUAGUUCUCACUGCAGUUAUUCAAUAACUAAAGAGGAAACCCAAGUGUUCAGGGCUCGAAUUUCAGUGUGUUUAUGAGGAUUCUCAAGAUAAGAUAAAAUAGAUGUUCGAGGUUACUAAUCUGUUGAUACUUCUUCGAAUGAUUUUAUUUAGCAACAGAAAUUCAGUUCAAUUUUAUAUAAACUCAUCAAAAGCAGCCUAACAAUAUCAUAAACUAUUUAGAGUUAUUAUAAUGAUUGACUACGACUUAUUUUUACCAUUAACGUUAAGAUUGUGCUUAAUCUAUCCACUUACUUUGAUACAAACGUUUUCUUUUCUGUUUUUGUAAAUCAAAAUAAAAGAUAUUUAAUAGUGCUGGAGAUGGUCCUGAAUCAAGUUUCACAGAACAAACAACAUUUAAAACAGCUCCACGUGAAUUUCCGACUAUGGUUACUUUAAAUGCAACCGGUAUAUCAAAUACUAUUCGUGUUUCAUGGGUAGGAAUUCAAGCUAGACCAAAUGAAGAAUCAGUGGAAGGCUACUGUAUUCGUUAUUGGCCAACCGGUUCUCAAUUUAAACAAACUUUUAAAGAUAUUGAUGUUGGACUUAAAACUUUUGGUUUCGUUAGUGAUUUGAAAACUGAUGUUAGAUACAAUUUACGUGUAUAUGGUUAUAGUCGUGGAGGUGUUGGUACUAUGAGUUCACCAGUAAAUCAAUUUCAAAUUAUUACUAAAGAAAAAUGCAUUCCUGGAGCAACUUGGGAUGGUCCCGAUUUUCGGUAUAAUUUCAUAUGUAAAGGUCAUCCUAUGAGAAUAUCAUCUAGUCUUACAAUAUUGCUCAUAAUUUUAUGCAUAACUUUUAAAUAUUUUUUGUAGCAUUUCUCUCUCCCAGUGUAAAGUGUAUUACAUAUAUUUAUCUAGAAAGGCUAUCUUUACAGAUCGUUAAUCAAACAAUAACAUAAUGAAUAGUGUGUCGUUUUUCUAUCGUUGAAUAAUUUUAUAUACUUGAAUACUUUAUAUAAUAAAACAGAGGUC
Molecule: messenger RNA, 5741 nt
Organism: Schistosoma margrebowiei
Lineage: Eukaryota; Metazoa; Platyhelminthes; Trematoda; Strigeidida; Schistosomatidae
Source: the annotation of a GenBank genome assembly